Molecule: messenger RNA, 8673 nt
Organism: Acanthaster planci (crown-of-thorns starfish)
Lineage: Eukaryota; Metazoa; Echinodermata; Asteroidea; Valvatida; Acanthasteridae
Product: sister chromatid cohesion protein PDS5 homolog A-B-like
Biological process (GO): DNA repair; mitotic sister chromatid cohesion
Cellular component (GO): chromatin; nucleus
Source: RefSeq, a predicted model, not a curated record
GCCAUUGUGUUUCGAAAAGCAAAAUUUGGGAGCUUUACGGGCAAAACAUCCAGGAAUACCAACCUGUCGUUGGCGAACCUUUUGGUUGAGCAUUGUUAGGAUCCAACAUCCAAGACUGUCGGCAUAAAUUAAAGGUGGAUGACCCAGCAUGUCAAAGGGCAAAGGGCACCAGCGUGGCCUGCCCCAGAUUAUAUAUCCCCAGGGGCUGAAGGAAAUCGCCACUGACCUGCCAAAAGAUGAACUCCUUAGAAGACUCAAGGUGCUGGCCCGUUCCUUCCAAGACAUGGAGCAAGAGGAGGAAGUGACGCAGUACCAAGCUUUAGCUCUCUACCUGGUCAACGGUGGCUUCCUCAAACAUCCCAGCAAAGAUGUCAGGUUGCUGGUGGCGUGUUGUAUCGCCGACAUCUUCCGUGUCUUUGCGCCAGAGGCCCCCUAUCGCACGGCUGAACAAUUACGCACAAUCUUCCAAUUCCUGAACAAACAACUGUGGGGACUAGAGAAUGUGGAUGGACCAUCCUGGAAGCGUUAUUUCUACCUGCUGGAAAAUCUGGCCAUGGUCAAAUCUUACAACAUCUGCAUGGAACUGGAAGAUUGCAACGAGCUGUUCGUUGAGCUCUUCAAUAUCUUUUUCAGCAUCAUCAGUGAGCACCACACUCCCAAGGUGCGUACUUUCAUGCUGGACGUCAUGUGCCCUCUGAUUAGCGAGAAUGAUGCCGUGCCGCCAGACCUUCUGGAGAUCAUUCUGUCCAACCUCUUGGAAUCGAAGAAGGCGGAGAACCCUCAUGCUUUCCAGAUGGCCAAGGAGCUCAUCAAACGGACAACCACCAGCAUUGAGCCAUCCAUCCAGGCAUUCUUCAACAAUGUUCUGAUCCUGGGCAAAACAUCAGAGACAGAGCUAGCCGGCCACUGUUACUCCCUUAUCUACCAACUCAACACGAUCUCCAGCACCCUGCUGCUCUCUGUCCUACCCCAGCUGGAGUUCAAACUCAAGAGCAAUGAUGAGAGAGAACGGUUGGCUGUGACCAAGCUCCUCGGUCAGAUGUUCUCCAACAAGGAUUCUGACCUUGCAUCACAGAACAAAGCCCUCUGGAACUGCUUUCUGGGGAGAUUCAGUGACAUCAGCACCAGCAUCCGGACCGAGUGCGUCAAAUUUGUGCAAGAGUUCAUCUUGCACCACUCGUACCUCAUCGGUGAUCUCAUCGAGAAAUUACGUGCGCGAGUUCAUGACACUGACGAGGGGGUCCGGCAGGAAGUAGUGUCGGCGAUAUCCAAUGCGGCCAAGAGGGACAUCACCAACAUCAGUGACGAGAUGCUAACCCUGAUUAAAGACCGUACGCUGGACAAGAAGUGGAAGAUUCGCAAGGAGGCAGUCUUAGGGCUAGCCCACAUCUACAAGAAGUGGCACAGUAGUGAAGAUCUGUCGGCGCAAGAACGCAAACGCCUAUCCUGGAUCAAGGACAAAGUUCUUCAUAUGUACUACCAGCCCAUCAUUGAGGACAGGUUGCUUGUGGAGAGGGUCUUCACCAUGACACUGGUUCCCUUCACUUUGGAGGUCAAGCUGCGCAUGAAGACACUCCUGCACCUGUUUGCCACGGUGGAUCGCCAUGCUGUAAAAGCGCUGAUUGAAAUGAUGAAGAAUCAAUACAUUGUAAGGACACAUGUCCGAGAGCUGAUGGACACCUUCAAGAAGGAGAAGGAGGAGAGAGCGAAACUCAUCCACCCAAAGGUUGUCGCCAUCUCAAAGCAUCUCCCAGAGCCUAGCAAAGCCAUUGAUCACUUGAAAAGGCUGGUAGGCCUCCUUGAAGAGGACUUAAAGGCCAGAGCAGCUAUGGAGAAGGUUGUUGAGCCCAAGGUAACCUGUCGAAGGGCCACGCAGUCGGUGAGUGAGGUCCUGAAGAAGUUUGGCAACCCCAGCCAGCCCACUCCGACAUUUGACACCAUCAAAACGCUCAUGGAACGAAUUGCACCCCUCGUCAUUGACGCAAAUGCCAUCAAGGAGCUCAUUGGCAUCGUGGCGGAACACGUGGAGGGAAUCGCCGAACCGUUUGAGGAGCGGGCAGACGAAACGACCGAAGUCAGGGGCCUUCGGCUUCUACAGACUCUGGCUCCAGUUUUCCCCAGUGCCUUCAGGAGUGAUGCCAGCUUUGACCAGCUCCUCUCCAUGCUCAAGCAUGAGGAUGACUCCGUCUCGGACGUGGCUCUCCAGAUCUUCAUCCACACCGGACAGAAUCUGAAAGAGGAGUUCCCAAAUAUUGCAUCGUGCCUCUUACCUAUCUUGAUUUGUAAAGCCAAGACCGGCAGCCCCUCCCAGGCCAAGCAUGCCAUCCGAUGCAUCAACGGUGUCUUGGGCAAGAAUAAAGUCGCUGUUUUCCAGCAGCUGUAUGACAGCCUUCAAAAGUGCUUAAAUCUGAACCAUGAGCACCAUUUGACAGCUCUCGCUGCGGUGGGAGAAAUCGCCAAACUGGCCCCUGAACAUUUCUGCAGUGCCAUGAAGCCAGUUAUAGCAAACAGUAUCGUCAAGGGGCUGCUGAUGCAAGAUCAGACAGAGGGAACCCCAACCAAGGGCAUCUGGUGCCAUGACAACCAGGUUGCCGAGGAGACAUUGGCCAAGAUCGCAGCCAUGAAGUUGCUCGUUCGGUGGCUGGAGGGACUGCGUGCAUGCAACGCCCAGGACACCUCACCCUGCGUGUCCACCAUCCGACUCCUGAUGACCAUGAUCAAGAAUGAGGGAGACCUCAUGGAGAGGAAAGCCAUCAGUAAAGCGGACAUGUCUCGGCUGAGGCUCGCUGCAGCCUGCUCCAUGCUGAAGAUUGCCCAGGUCCCUGGCUACCACGAGCUGGUGUCCACCGAGCAUUUCCAGCUUUUAGCACUUACGAUCAAUGAUGAGUGCUACCAGGUGCGCGAGUACUUCGCUCGCAAGCUGAACAAGGCUCUGAGCUGCCUGCGUCUCCCGCUCAGCUACAUGGCCAUCUUCUCUCUGUGCGUCAAGGAUCCCGUCAAGGAGAGCCGGGCCAACGCCAAGCAGUACCUGGCCAAGAAUAUACAGAACAGGAGGGAGUAUCUCAAGCAGCACACAGUGGAAAAUGCUCAUCUCUUGACUCUUCUACCAGAGUACGUCAUCCCCUACACAAUCCACCUCCUAGCCCACGACCCUGACUUCACUAACCUCAAGGAUUUGGAAGGAUUGAGAGACACAAAAGAGUGCCUUUGGUUUAUUCUGGAACCCCUGGUUAGCAAGAACGACAACUGUAGCUUCAUGAGGAAGCUGAUUGAGACUAUCAAGCAGAUGAAGGACGCACAGAACCCUGACGACAGGGGAGUGAAUAGGAAACUGUACGCCGUGUGUGACAUUGCCCUGGGACUCAUGUUGAGCAAGACGCCGGCCUUCACCCAGAAGGAGCAUCCCGUCAACCCGCUCCUCCCCAAGCAGCUCUUUGUGAAGCCCAGGAAGCCUCUCAUGAAGACGGAGAGCGUCCUCCCCAAGAAGAUGCAGGAGGAGUUCACCCAGCAGGAGAAAAAGAAGAAGAAUGCAGCAGACAAACUCCUAGAGACCCCGCCUCCGAAAGGUGCCAAGGCCAGUAAGAAAGGCCAGAAGACGGAUCCUACAACACCCACCAGUCCUGCCUCCCCGGCCCCGCCCAUCCAGAAGACACCCAGGGGUGAUGAGAAUAAACCAACCUCGGUUGGCAGUCGGCGGUCUUCAAGAUCAGACUCCGUGGCCAACAGUGAGACAAAGCAAAAUGUCAAAGAGAGGAAAGGGUCAACGCGAUCGCGGGGAAGUGCCUUGGCAGAGAACAACGCAAACAGUUCCAUCUCCUCGCCCUCACCAUCUACCUCCCCGAAGAAGCCUCAGCGGAAGAGACCAGUCCAGAAACCCAUCAAGGAAUUCCUGACCAGAAGCAAAACUGCCACCCCGUCCUCAUCGCUGACCUCUCCGGAAUCCAGCCCUUCUAAGUCCCCCCGGAAGAGACCGGCCAACCAGUCAGGAACAGAUUCCCCCUCUGCCAAAAAACUGAAAACCAAACCGAGCGCAGCUGUCAGGAGGGCUCAGACUAAAGUAGCCCAGGCCAAGGCAGCGAAGGCUAAGACCCUUGCUGUCAAGAAGCUACAGGUCGCUGCCAGCCCCUCCAAAAGUUCCUCUGGUAGCCCGGCUAAAGCAAGCACUUCAAAAACCAAGACAGCUGGGACAAAAAGGACUCAGGCAAGGGACGGAGCAAAGAAAUCACUGCCAACGCCUCUCAAAAAGAUGAAUGCCAUCAAGAAGAGUGCCAAGUCACCCAGUCCCACUAAGAAACCCUUGUUGAGUCCAGGCAAGAAGUCAAUCCCUUCACCAACCAAGAAAGCAGCUUCAAAAGUCGUGGCUAAAAGUGCAACUCGGAAUUCGAGUCGCAGUCCAGUGAAGAAACCAACACCAAAGAAAACUUCAGUUGCUAGGCUCAGCAAUGGCUCAGUUUCAUCUCCGCCAAAAAGAAGUACCUUGAGACGAGAUAGUCUGCUCAACAAGCUAAACAAUGCCAGUCGACCACAGAGACCUCCCUCCUCCCCUCAAGCCUCCCCAGUCCGAUACUCGCCCCGUAAAUCCGUCCUGGCAGGCCCGCUCACCACCUUCCAGAAACGACGCGCCCCGUCCAAGCCAUCCCCUAAGAAAUCGCCCUCCUCCACGUCGGCGAAAGAGACCAUGGCCUCAGCGGAGGAGGAAGAAGAUAAGAGGAAGAAGGUGAAGAGGAAACUUGAAGACGUGGAGGGCUCCGGUGACAAGUCCUCCUCCAGCAACGCAGCUCCGUCUCCAAAGAAACUCAAGCAAACCACUCUGGCGUUCAACUUAAGGAAAACGAGUCGCAAGGGUUCAUCAGCGGACGUAAACGGCGUGGCAAUCAGUGAUGAGGAUACCGAGUCAUCCAGCAGCUCGGGUCGCCCAAGCAGGCAUGAUAGGGCACUGGUCCGUGCUAUCGAAGCCGCUGGAGACAAAGGAACCCCCAAGCAAGCCCAAACAUCGCUCAGUAUCCGGCGAAGCAAUCGACGACGGAAGCGUUAAGGAGUCAAUCUAUCAUAAUUCAACAACCCCCCAAUUCUCCCUUAACUGUCAGUGCAAAAAGAGUAGUGGACUGGCUAUCUGGAAUAAGUAAGUAUCUUUAGCUCGGUGUCAGUCAUAUCACACUUAGGCAGCUGAUGUUUAACACUGGGCCCACAAAUAGUUGACUGGCCAAUACUGGCCAAACUGCUGUUAGUGUUUGUGAGAGGAAUAAAGAGAGAGAUCACUUCAAAGUUAAUGGGAGACAAAACAAAAUGAAGGGGGCCAGCCAUAUCAACAGUGUUUCCCUAAACGGUAAAUACAUUCCUGUUGCUUUGCAACCUAAAACAUAUUGUACAUUUAGCAUGAGCAUGCAGAGUGAACUUGGGGUGAAACCAUGUAGUAGUCCUUGUUAGAACACAUUCAAGCGUGGACAGAAAUAAAGUUUCAUAUACUUUCCGUUUUGAUACCAAGAACGUGUAUGGUUUUUUAUACGUUAAAACCAGUUAUCUUGUAUCCGUAGGGCACGUUAAGGAAGGCGCAAAGUGAUUGCACAAAUGUAAAACUGGGGAACUUGGCUGACACGAUGGUAACUUACUGGCCCCCUUUUACCUUUGGUUUUGUUUCAUAUGCUUGAAAGAGUUGUAGAAGUAAACCAUGAGUUGCUGUUUUGUUGUCACAGGACAACUUCUUGAGAUAUGUGAAAACUGACCCAUGUUCCCCAAAACCUUAUCAAGUAUGCUGAACAGUGCAAGAUCUGUCCGUCAAAACCUUCCAACCUCUGUAAAAUAUUGUAGAUGUGUUCAUAUAUGCCUUGGAAAGUGUAAAUACUCACUUUGAAUAUCAGGUCAGAUCUAAACAGAAACAUAUCUAGUUUGAGUUUCGCUUUCGUUCUUUUUUUCAUGCCAAACCAGCUUUAGCUGAGUGUUCUUAGAACCUUGUUGAAAAAAAAAGAAAUUCAAGUCCAUAUCUGACAGAGACAAGCUCAGAUUUAAAACAACCGGUUGAGAAUUAUGGAAACGCUAAGUCUGUUGAAUGAAUUUAUCAUACUCGAGCUGAAUUCCGAACUGAUUUCUUCACUGAAAACUGAGUGCCAACACGAGGACUUCUUGUAAUUCCUGAUUUUUUUUACAUUGUUCUAACGGCUUGCUUGUGUGUAACAGCACUGACACAAAGACCCACAACAAUAUUGCCCGGGAUAUUGAUUGAAAGAAGUCAUUGAAGUCAACACAGGUCUAAACUUUGAUAGUAUAAUUCUUUUCAGUCAAAGGAGACUGAUUUUUAGGGGAAAAUAGAUGCCAUCAUUGAAAUUGAAUGAAGUCGGCAAAAAUUUGGCAACAUCUUAAAGAAACAGGUUGGAAUGCAGUCAAAUAUUUUCUGUGCCGGUCAAGACCAUUGAAACUCGGAACUAGUUUCACAUUUUCGAUGGAGAAUAACUUACAGAAAGAGUUCAUCUCAUUACAAUGAAACAGAAUUGACGGGGGGUCAUUAGAAAAGUCAAAACACGAAACUGAUGUAACAAAUACUGAUUGUAGUGUAAAUGUUCAUGCGAAUUCCUCAACACAGCGUGUCACAGAAACUUCAGUGUAUUUUCAACUCCAUGUACAUUCCUCUUUUAGUGUUUAAUUUGUUUUUGCAAUUAAGUGUAAAGAUUUAUUGGGAUAAGUUUUUAAAGGACUAUUUUCAGCCAAAUUUUUCUGCUUUUCUGUUGGCUUAUUUAAGAGGAGUCUGGAUCGUUUUGGUGUGCAGAAUCUCAUGGUUAAACCCAAAUUUGAGACAUAGAAUGCCAAAACAUGGGCACUAUUUAAUUGAGGUCAUGCUGGCAUUGUGUUCCACUUGUCCACCCUCAUAUUUACCUGGUAUACAUGGAUAUGUACAAUAUGCCUGAAGCUCUUUUUCGCAGAGAAUGUGUGCUGAAUUGAAUGUGGCAUCUUUAGAUUAUAAAUUUAAGUGUGUUGGAAAAAGUCCAGCUCAAAUGCUUUACAAACAGACUGUCUGUGAAUAAUUUUACCAGAAACCCCCCCCCAGUAAAUUCAAAGUUUUUAUGUGUAAAAAUGGUAACCCUUUGAAACAGUAGAUUAUGAAAAUUAUGAAAUUUGGAAUUUUGUCUCCUCCAGUCCUUAGACUGAUAAAAGAGGUCUGCAAGGACAAGUAACCAAAAAAAAUGUGAGUGAAAAAUAUGUAGCAUGUGUUGAGUAAGAUUGGAACCAAGGUGAAUAGUGUGUGCCACAGGCUUAUCAUUUGUAAUAUUAAACCAGUCUUAAAGGUCAGCGUUGUGAUUUUACACUCAACAGGCUUUGUUCUGAUGGGGUUAUCAAUCGCCUGUUAUACAAAUUGCUCCCAAUCUCCGUAAUGAUCAGUCUCGUGUGACCAAAUCCUGUGGGGAGUAGAUUAUGCGCCUGUUGUCUUUACAGAGAGAUGAUGCAUGUUUACAGUAUGAAUUACACAUUGGUGAUAUUGAGUUUCCUUUUGCCAACAACUCCCCCCCCCAAAGAAAUCAUUGGACAGGGAGGAAACAUAUCUCACGUGGGUGUUUUAUCAGUGUUCACUUCAUACAUUUUAUUUAAUUUUGUUAUAGAAAUUUAAAGUGUCUAAACAUUUUUUAAAAUUUUUUUUAAAAGAUACUACUUUGUAAAUAGUGUAACAGUAGUUUUGGAGAAUGAAUUUGUAAUUUUUGUUCACUCCACAAAACGUGUGUUCGAGCAGUUUGAAAACUUAGAAUUUGUCCACAUUUUUUGCCAAGUUUUUAUGAAGUCUCUGCUCCGGGGCAGAGACCAUUUUUUAUUUCCGCUGACGUUGUGUAUAGUUAAAGAAACUCGGCAUCGUAAAACAGUUGUAACUUAUUGACUUGCUGCCCAUUGAAUGAAUUCUGUGCUUGAUCACCUAUUCUUUGUCGGUUAAUGGGUUUCUUCAAGACGCAAAUGUUAAGCUCUUUCGUACCCCCCAAUAAUUGACAUCUGAGUGUUCCCCCGUUUGAUAUCCUCUUGUGGUUUCUGACCUAAUGGGUUGGGUUUGGUGAUUGGAAAGCUGUUGUUGAAGAGGAAUUCACUGACGUUCCAGUGCAUAUUACCAAAGGCCCUCUUCAAUGGUAGAUAAGUACCGCGAUAGGGCGUGUUGCUCUUCGCCAUUAGCGGGGUCACUCUAAUGACCAGUGAUGGCGUUACCAUGGUAACCCCUGGAGUUUGCCCUGGGAUCGAAUAACUCUUCAAAUCCAGUCCCUGGAUUGGCAUAAUUUUAUUGGAUUCACAUUGGUACGGCCUAAUCACUACGCCCUGCUGUUCCGAUCGUUGAAACUGGAUAGAAUAUGCAUCGGUAACGACGCAGUACAGAAUUUUAAGGGAUCAGGAUGCUUCCUCAUAAAUGAAACUUCUAAGGGGUUGCCAUUUUCAAUUGAAAUGUUGAAUAACUCUGUUUUCACAGUUGGGAUCCUCAUAUAAAUUAGAUUUUCUUUAGUAUGGAAAACAUCCUAAUGUAAAUAUACAUCAUGUCAAAGUUUACAAAUAAAUUUUCUUUCUCGUUACAUGUUGACAAAAUUGUCUGACGACGUGUUAAAAAGGUUACCUUUUUGAACGGGUUGAUUUAUAUUAUAAUUAUUGGAAUCCUUGAUUUGCUGUUCAAGUCAACCGAGGGCGCUAUUAAAUUUGACAGUGAACAAGAGAAAA